Molecule: messenger RNA, 1287 nt
Organism: Botrytis fragariae
Lineage: Eukaryota; Fungi; Ascomycota; Leotiomycetes; Helotiales; Sclerotiniaceae
Exons: 5
Coding region: 1-1287 (428 amino acids)
Source: RefSeq, a predicted model, not a curated record
AUGCCUCCUCGUUCUUCGUUGACAUCGUCCUUUUCCGUAUCAGAUGCGAAUAAUGAAGUUGUUUGUCCAUUGAGAAAUCAAGAUGGCUCCAGUUGUCGCAAACGUUGCCUCGGCGAAAAACGAUAUCGAUCCAUGCAAGAGCACAUCAGAAGAGCUCAUCCAGAACAUUACAUCUCAAAGCUUCCUGCGACCGAAGAAAGCUUUCAACUCAUGAUCAAUACCCCGCCCUCUGAGCGACCGCAACCACAACCACCAACUGCCAACUCGGCUCCAACUUCAAACAGUUUCACACACGACAGACAGAAUUAUUAUGGCGAACAUUCGAAUCAUUCGAGUACCCCGAAUACUCCCAGAAUCGUGGACGAUAGUUCAAUGCUUCCAGCCGCUAGCGCUGCAGCAACUUUAGCACAGCUACACAAUCACAAAUUGGAUAAUGAAUGGGAAUCCGAAGUGGAUUGGAUGUCAGAUCACGAAGCUCAUAAACAAGCAAUGCGAGCUUCUAUAGAGCUUCCUCCAAUUCAUUCCAACAAACUCGAACCCACUAGCGAUCCAUUUUCACAUUACAAUGUUCACCGUCGCAGAGAUCUUCUUCCUUCUAUACUAUCACCCCCGGGACGUUCGUCUACUCUUCCUCCACUUCAAAGAAAUCCAAGCACAGGUCGUCCUCGAAAACAAUCAGUGUCAAAGCGUGCUCGAGAGCCACAACACAGGAGGCAAAAAUCUCGUGGGGAGCAUACUCACCUGCGACGCUUAAGUCAUGAUCGUAAAGCUCAAUCUGCCGAACCUUCAUUUUAUGGCAAACGAUGGGAAGAUUUGAUUGAUGCUGCAACAUCAGCUACAGAAGAUGUAGAUGAUGAUAGAACACCGAUUCCCCCAUCCCCAGUUUCAGUGAAUCGUGCUUCAAUGCCUCCAUUUUCCGCAUCACAGUUUCAAGGAUAUCAGGCUUCGCCACUACAACAAGCACUCACUCCACCAUCUUAUCAGGCUGAAGCUCCAGAACCUUUUCCAUCAGUAGAAAGUGGUGGAAGUGGUGAUCAUUUCAAUAUUGGAUCACAGGGGCUCUCGGAUUCAUCGCCAAGCUUCUCUGCAAUAAAUAUACAAAUCUACUGUGCUGCUUGUCAAAACGUUUCUUUCCUGAAAGAAUCUUACGCAUGUACAGAAUGCAUAUGUGGUAUAUGCCAGCCGUGUGUCGAGGUUCUCAUGGCGGAGCAGGGAGCACGUAGAAAAUGUCCAAGAUGCGCUACCAUUGGAGGACGAUUUAAACCUUUUCAAUUGGAUAUUCGUUAA